AUGUUGUUUUUAAUGGGUACAGUAUUUCGAUUAGAAUCAAUUGAGCAAUUAGUGAAUAGAAUCUGGCGUAUUAGGUUGAAACUAACCGAAAAAGAAUUGAACGAAACACAAUUGUUAGUUGGUCAUUAUAAAAGUGAAUUCGGUGAAAGCGUAACCAUAAUCACUUUGGGCAUGCUUUGGACAGAAACUGGACGAUAUAAGCGAGCUUUAGGUUAUUACGAGAUGUUAUUAAAUGAGUAUUCUUCAUCUCAUAAUGUUAAAAUUGCACUUUAUAAUAAUACCGCACUCAUAUAUGUACAACAGGGUCAGUUUUCAGUUGCAGAAAAGUAUUAUAAAAUGGCAUUAGAAUUAACAGCUGAUCGUUCUUUAACUUCAUCACUUGAGUCCGAUAGACAACCAGAAAAAUCGGAUAUCAUAUUGAUACAGCCUAAAAGAAAGAUAUCUUCUCCAUCAAUAACGUACUAUAAAUUAUUUGAAUGA
Didymodactylos carnosus is the source of this 480-nucleotide messenger RNA. NCBI's taxonomy places the organism in Eukaryota, Metazoa, Rotifera, Eurotatoria, Philodinida, Philodinidae. The record is from the annotation of a GenBank genome assembly.